GAAGAUGGCAGUGAACGUAUAUUCAACGUCAGUCACCAGUGAGAACCUAAGUCGACAUGACAUGCUGGCCUGGAUCAAUGAGUCCCUGCAGUUGAAUCUGACAAAGGUCGAACAGUUGUGCUCAGGGGCUGCCUAUUGUCAGUUUAUGGACAUGCUGUUCCCUGGCUCCAUUGCCUUGAAGAAAGUGAAAUUUCAAGCUAAACUAGAACAUGAAUACAUCCAGAACUUCAAAAUAUUACAAGCAGGUUUUAAGAGGAUGGGUGUUGACAAAAUAAUUCCUGUGGACAGAUUAGUAAAAGGAAAGUUUCAGGACAAUUUUGAAUUCGUUCAGUGGUUCAAGAAGUUUUUUGAUGCAAACUAUGAUGGAAAAGACUAUGACCCUGUAGCUGCCAGACAAGGUCAAGAAACUGCCGUGGCUCCCUCCCUUGUUGCUCCAGCUAUGAACAAACCGAAGAAACCUCUCAGCACUAGCAGUGCAGCUCCACAGAGGCCCAUUGCGACACACAGAACUACUGCAACCCCUAAGGCUGGCCCCGGUGUGGUGCGAAAGAAUCCUGGUGUGGGCAAUGGGGACGACGAAGCAGCUGAACUGAUGCAGCAGGUCAACGUAUUGAAACUUACUGUCGAAGACUUGGAGAAAGAAAGAGAUUUCUACUUUGGAAAGCUAAGGAACAUUGAAUUGAUUUGCCAGGAGAACGAGGGGGAAAACAACCCUGUAUUGCAGAGGAUUGUGGACAUUCUCUAUGCCACAGAUGAAGGCUUUGUGAUACCUGAUGAAGGGGGCCCACAGGAGGAACAAGAAGAGUAUUAACAGCUUGGACCAGCAGAGCAACAUCCGAAUUCUUCACUCCAAAUCAUGUGCUUAACUGUAAAAUACUCCCUUUUAUUAUUUUUAGAGGACUCACUGGUUUCUUUCCAUAAACAAAAAGUACCUCUUCUUAAAGUGCACUUUGCAGAAGUUUCACUCUUUUUUCAACAAGUUUGAGUUAGGAGCUUUUACUUUGUAGCAGAGCAGUAUUAACAUCUAGUUGGU
Myotis davidii is the source of this 1033-nucleotide messenger RNA. RefSeq names its product microtubule associated protein RP/EB family member 1 (gene MAPRE1). The record is from RefSeq and is a predicted model, not a curated record. The transcript is spliced from 6 exons. The coding region runs from base 5 to 811 and encodes 268 amino acids. NCBI's taxonomy places the organism in Eukaryota, Metazoa, Chordata, Mammalia, Chiroptera, Vespertilionidae. Gene Ontology annotation, cellular component: cytoplasmic microtubule; spindle midzone; microtubule plus-end. Gene Ontology annotation, molecular function: microtubule plus-end binding. Gene Ontology annotation, biological process: spindle assembly; regulation of microtubule polymerization or depolymerization; protein localization to microtubule plus-end.